This is a messenger RNA of Maniola jurtina (meadow brown), 1066 nucleotides long. Its product is annotated as non-structural maintenance of chromosomes element 3 homolog. The transcript is spliced from 5 exons. The record is from RefSeq and is a predicted model, not a curated record. Gene Ontology annotation, cellular component: nucleus. NCBI's taxonomy places the organism in Eukaryota, Metazoa, Arthropoda, Insecta, Lepidoptera, Nymphalidae. The coding region runs from base 250 to 975 and encodes 241 amino acids.
UUGAUUUGUUUUGAUUGUUUUGAGUUUUUGUCUUCAAUGGUCUUCAACUUUGAGUUUCAAUUCAAAACCUGUGUUAAUUUACUAAUAAUAAUUUAUUGUGUUACUAUUAUUUUCCAUAUUCCAUAACUAGUAACUACACUGCCGACUCGUUAAAUGCACUCAUAUCACACACACAUCAAAACAAAACAAACUAUUCCCUAGUGAUUAGUGAAUAUAAAUAGGUAUUAUUCCAUAUUAUACUCUUUGAAAAUGUUGGUGGAAAAGUGUAAAAUACCCAUUGUAUUAUUUAAUUAUAAAAUAAUGAGUCAACGCAGGACCAUAAAUAGAUCUCAGUCCGAAAAUUCCUGUCCUGCGGAAGCUGUGAACGAAUGUGUCAAGUUCCUGGUUUGCCGCGAGGGUAGCAAGAAGCCGAUAAGGCAGGCAGAUAUUGAGAAGCACCUCACCGAUGUUCUACAGACACCAGUGAACAAAAAACUUGUUAUUGAAAAUGCUAACAAAGUUUUGAAACAUGUCUACGGCUACAAACUAGUCCAACUGAAGGGCAAAGGCAUACAGUACAUAAUGGUGCUUAGUGAUACAUUGCCAAGUACCUGUGAACACUUGCUGUCUACAUACUCAGAGCCCAGUCAUCGCAAACUCUUGAUAGCUGCUCUCACUCAUAUAUUCAUGUCUGGUGGGACCAUCAAAGAUACUGAUAUGUGGAACUUUCUAGACAAGACAAAGUUAUUGCAGGAACAUGAUAUGGAAGGUAGAAAAAUCCUUACACACACAUUCACCAAACAGCUCUACUUGGAAUAUAAUAAAGUUGGCACCAAUGAGCAUCCUAGAUUUGAGUUCAGCUGGGGACAGAGAGCAGACGAGGAACUACCCAAGGAAUUCAUUCUAAACAAAAUGGCUCAAGCAUUUGAUAAGGAACCAAGUUACUGGAGGGAGCAAUUCAAAAGUACACAAGAAAACGGCAGUGAACUCCAAUAAAUGUUAUAAAUCAAAUGUAAUAAUGUUUUAUUUGUGUUUUGUUGUAAUAUGUUUUGUAUUAAAAAUUAAAAUGAAAAAAUGGAGGUGAAUA